Messenger RNA from Mizuhopecten yessoensis (Yesso scallop), 7185 nucleotides. RefSeq names its product centrosomal protein of 128 kDa-like. The coding region runs from base 671 to 3805 and encodes 1044 amino acids. The record is from RefSeq and is a predicted model, not a curated record. Lineage: Eukaryota; Metazoa; Mollusca; Bivalvia; Pectinida; Pectinidae. The transcript is spliced from 28 exons.
UAUUGCGAUGGCGGCUGUUUUGAUAUGAGAACAAGUUCGGGCUCAUCAUUUUAUUAUAAUAUCGUGUAUUUUAUGCUACUGCAGAAUCCAUGGUAAAAUAAUUCCAACAAUUUAAUACAUGAACCCAGUUAGCCUCAACAAGGGCUUUUGUCAUGUCCUACAUCUCCUGUAUAGAAGCAAAUCGUAAUUCAAUUAUUCAUCACUGGUGGUCGAUAUCAAAACAAAGGUGUUUGCAAUUUGACACCUACACUCAACAUAGUUUAGUCAAAGUCUGUCGCUGAUUUCUGGGCAGGCCUUUAUUUUUUGGUAAUUAAGGCAUUUCGAUUCCAUUUUGUCCAUUAAUUAUUUACGAUAUGAAACAAUUUGGACGUUGUGUCGCCCGUUUGUGGCAAAUUGCCUCCAAACUUGAACGUGAUUGAACAUGUCAAAGAGCUCCUUACUGGUAGAGGAUUCCUAUGAACGACGUGACCUAGAAACACCGGGUUAACGGAUUUCUGUUUUACUUCACUAAAAUAUUCAGGAAAUGUAGCCAAAAUAGUAUCAAAAUGUGACGUUUUGUGAUUAGAUAUAGGAUUACUAUUACUGAUUUUGAAUUGGUGAGGAAUGAGGAAAUGUUCACAAGAAAAUUGAGGCUUAGCCUAGUGUAGGGUGAAGAACUUCAAACUUAAAAAUGGAUGACAGAGUUCAUCAAUUAACAGACAACUUACAGGGUACGACUCGGAACCUGCGGUCGUUGGAUCGUAUGCUUGGUACCUACAGAGAUGUAGGUCGGGAACAGAGAGGCGCCGUAGACAGGUUACGUGAUGACUUAAGGACAACACAGGAUGAACUCCAGCGAGAGAGGGUGAGGAGCCCGCUACACCACCGGGAUUAUGGGAGUGAUAGCGAGUAUGAAAUAUCACCGAUGGCAAAUAGACGACGGCGAAAGCGCCGGUCGACUGUAAGAUUUGCAGAUGAUAUGAACAGAGAGUUACAUGGACUACACAGAUCUUUUCGAGAUUUAUCUAACGACCAUUUUGAUCUUGAGACCAGCCUCAACAGGGAAACAGAGAGACGGGACAGAAACGACGGGGAGUCUAAGAGGACGAUGAGGGAGAUAUCGGACAACUUGAAACGUCUGCCUCACUCUGACCCUGUGGCCAUGCGUGUAGAGGAGAGACUCGCAGCCAUACAGAACGAGCUGCGGUCAGAAAGACAGUCGCUAAACAGAUAUGACGAACUGGUCAACCUCUCCACAGACCUUCGUCAGGCACUGAACACACAUCAGCAUUUACUGACGCAGCCCCAGCGACCAGCCAUGGACGACCGACUGCAGGCUCAGUAUAUACAGGCUGAGUCACAGAAAAACAGGAUUGAGUCAGAAUUAGACGCUGUUAAGAGGAAGCUGGACCAGACAGCAGGUGGCAAGGCAGCUCUAGAACAGCAGGUUGGUGACUUGCGGGCACAGCUGAACCGAAUGGAACAGGAUCGUGCUCGAAUGAAGAACCACCUGGAGGAGAGCCGCUAUGAGGAGGAAGUCCGGGACCGUCGCAAAAAACAGUCCUUGGAAGAGGACCGUGACCGAGUGCGUAGGUCCCUGGAGAAGGAGGUAGUGGACCUACGCGGACAGCUAUCCAGGUCGAUGGGUGCUCAUGGUGAGGUUGAUGAGUUACGUAGAGGGAUUGAUCGCAGUGAGCGGCAACGAGCCCAACUCUCGGACCACAUAGAGACAAUAACAAGAGACCUGGAGAACAGAGAGAAACAGACAGCCAAGCUUAUCACGCAGCUGAAGGAGACUUCAGAUAAGUUUGAGGAAGCAGACCGCCACAAGAGCCAGCUGAUGGCCCAGUAUGAGGACACACUAGGGCGUCUAAAAGAGUGCAGUAAAGAGCUUGAGAAAACUGUGACUGAGCUGCGGGGUACACAGGGUACUUUGUCCGAGGCAGAGAGAAAGAGAGAUGAGUUCAAGGGUCGUGCACAGGAAACCGUCAGACAAUGGAAGAUGAAGACAAAACAGCUUGAGAGAGAGGUUGACCGUCACAAACACGGAACCAACACGUUGAUGCAGAGGAAUGAACAGCUGGUGAAAGAGUUAGAGGGCAUGAGGCACCAACUACACCACCAGGGAGUGCAGAUGGACAACCUCAAACGUGAGCUGGGUGACGCCUUGGCGGUGAGAGCAGCCCAGGAUGAACAGAUCCGUCUGAAGGAUGUGGAGAUCAAUGAACUAAAGUCUGUGCGUAUGGACCUGGACCAUGAACUCCGAGACUCUCGUUCUGUCUGUGAUAGAAUGGAGAAUGAACUAAAUGCAGCCCAGACACGUGUAUCAACUCUAUCUGAGGAGAAGAACAGACUGGAGGAUAAACUGUCCUCUGUUGAAGCAGCACACCUUCUGUCACAGGACCAAGCUAAUCAACUACAGCAAGAACUUAAAGAAUUAAGCUCGGUGAAGGCAGAGUUUGCCUCUCAGUUGUCCCUGGCCAAUGGUAAAAUCCAUGACCUGAGACACAACUUUGUUGAGCUACAACACCGAGAGAAGGCGGCUAGAGAGGAGUUGAAAAUCUACCAGAGACAACUGGCAGAGGAACGAGAAUCGCACCACAAUACAGUUGAAAAUCUCAAACAAGAACUUAAUGAGGUCAAGGUGCGGGAAGCUCAUGUGAUGCAGGACAUACAGAGAAAGAUGAAGAGAGGACACGCAGAGUAUGAGGCAACCAUACAGGCUCUUAAGAUGGAAUUAGGAGAAGAGAAAUCCUCCUCCAAAAUAUCUAAACGUAAUGAAGAGAAGAUGCGUCAGGAUGUGGAGAGACUCACACACGAAGUAGAGAGAUCUGAAGAGGAGAGCUCCAACCUCUUAAGGAGACUUGAGCAUGCUCAUCAAGAAUUUCAGACCCAGACUCAAAUGGCAGAGAGUGAUAUGUCAAGGGUAAAGAAAUAUGAAGAUGAACUAUUUGCUCUGAAGAGUGAGCUGAAGAAGUCUAGGACUGACCAUGAUGGCCUCGUAUAUGAAAUGGUGACAGAGGUUGACACACUGAUGGAGCUAGUCGCUACAGGUUCCAUGGAGAAACGUCAGACAGUGACUGCUGUGAAGGGAGCUCCUAAUGGUCCAAGUGCCACCGUAGUUGAUAUCAAAAGUAAGAUGAAAUGGCUGCGUCGAGAGAUAAGGGACAGGAUCAAGUAUGAACAGAAGUUACGCAAAGACCUGCGAGAGGCUUUAACCUGUAACGACCAUGACCGCCAGUUCCUUCUUGCAGAACUUGCCAAAAGAGAAGAUGUCCUUGAUGAAUUGUCCAGUGCCAAGCAAGGGAGGAUCCUACAAAUGCCAUACCUUGGCAAGCUGUUACCUGAGCUGGCCUACAGAGAUCUGGAUAACGUGCAAGCCGUAGAGAAAUUACAGGAACACAUCCUUGAUUUGACAGAUGAAUUAGAAUUGAGGAAAAUACGAGAGGAAGAGAUCAUACGAGCCCAGGAAUCUGACAAACAACACAUCAUUGAAGAUUUACACGAACUCAGGACUGUACAAGAGGAGAAGGCUAGGAUAGAGGAUCGAUAUCUGCGUCUGUCUGAGACAAUGAGAGCCCUACAAGAUGAGAUAAAAUCUGCAAACAUAGGGGGAAACAAGGUGACAGAGUUUGAGCGUGAGAGGAAUGUUGGAAAUCUGCGAAAGUCUACAACGCCAAGGAAGAAGAACCAGAGAGUCCGGAUACAUGAGAGUUCGAAGCGUCCAAUCACUCCCCCGUCAAAGCUAAAGAAGGGCCAAACUCCUCCCAUGUCAUUGUCCGAGGAAGAAUUCAAAAGACGUUAUAUGUCUGAAAAAGACUGCUAGCAUUAUUAAACUUAAUACUAUAUCUCCUCAAACAAUGUAUUCUGUGAAACAGGACUGACCAGGGUUUUAUAGAAAUUGAACUGUUGAUUACUUUGUGGGCCAGAAGUACCGGUAAUCACCAAGUACCUCCACAAACAGCUUAUGGUCAAAGAUAGAUUACUUUGCCUUUGAGGACUUCAGGCCCACAUGAUUAAAAAUAAUUUCUUUCUAAUGUUGGUAUUGGGGCUUGUUAAGGUGUUCUAUUAUGUCUUGUACAGAUGUGUUUGAUGCCCUGUACAGAUGCGUUUGAUGCCCUGUACAGAUGUGUUUGAUGCCCGGUACAGAUGUGUUUGAUGCCCUGUACAGAUGUGUUUUAAGCCCUGUACAGAUGGGUUUGGUGCCCUGUACAGAUGUGUUUGAUGCCCUGUACAGAUUUGUUUGAUGCCCUGUACAGAUGUGUUUGAUGCCCUGUACAGAUAUGUUUGAUGCCCUGUUAGGUGUUGCUUGAUGACCUGUACAUGUGUUGUGUGAUGCCCUGUUAGGUAUUGUUUGAUGCCUUGUAUAUGUGUUGUGUGAUGCCUUGUACAGGUGUUGUAUGAUGCCUCGUACAGGUAUGAGGUCGUGUACAGGUGUUGUGUGAUGCCUUGUACAGGUAUGAUGUCGUGUACAGAUGUUGAGUGAUGCCCUGUACAGGUGUUGUUUGAUGCCCUGUACAGGUCUUGUGUGAUGCCUUGUACAGGUGUUGUAUGAUGCCUCGUACAGAUGUGUGAUGCCUUGUUGUAUGAUGCCUUGUACAGGUGUUGUGUGAUGCCUUGUACAGGUAUGAUGUCAUGUACAGGUGUUGUGUGAUGCCCUGUACAGGUAUGAUGUCAUGUACAUGUGUUGUAUGAUACCUUGUACAGGUAUGAUGUCAUGUAAGAUGUUGUGUGAUGCCUUUUUCAGGUACGAUGUCAUGUACAGGUGUUGUGUGAUGCCUCGUACAGGUAUGAUGUCGUGUUCAGGUGUUGUGUGAUGCCUUGUACAGGUAUGAUGUUGUGUACAGGUGUUGUGUGAUGCCCUGUACAGGUAUGGUGUCAUGUACAGGUGUUGUGUGAUGCCUUGUACAGGUAUGAUGUGUACAGAUGUUGAGUGAUGCCUUGUACAGGUAUGAUGUGUACAGAUGUUGUGUGAUGCCCUGUACAGGUAUGGUGUCAUGUACAGGUGUUGUGUGAUGCCCUGUACAGGUAUGAUGUGUACAGAUGUUGAGUGAUGCCCUGUACAGGUGUUGUGUGAUGCCUUGUAUAGGUAUGAUGUCGUGUACAGGUGUUGUGUGAUGCCUUGUACAGGUAUGAUGUCAUGAACAGGUGUUGUGUGAUGCCUUGUACAGGUAUGAUGUUGUGUACAGAUGUUGAGUGAUGCCCUGUACAGGUGUUGUGUGAUGCCCUGUACAGGAGUUACAUUUGAUACACAGAUUCUGUAGUACUGUGGGGCAGUGUACAGUCUUCUCACAUACUCUAUAUUACCACAUUCCCAAGAAAUGUUAAGAUCUUUCAUUAUCAUUUCUAAGAUGUUAAGAUCUUCUACAUCAUUCUCAAGAUGUGUUUAUAUCCUACAUGACAUUCCUGAGAUAUGUUAAGAUCUUACACAAUAUUCUACGGAGAUGUCAAGAUAUUAUAUAACAUUCCAGAGAAAUGUCAAGAUCUCAUAUACCAGGCAAUUUUCCAGAGAGAUGUUAAGAUCUGAAUCAAAAAAAUUCAACAGGAGAUGUAUUUUCACAUUAACUGAUAAGUGACUAAUUCAGUUACUACUACUGUUACAAAUUAGGUAAUAUAUGAUAUUAAUAUGACAGAAUUCCUACUUAACAUUUGCUUUUAUGAGAAAAUGCUUUGGCUAGUUAUUUCACACUACCAUGAAACAUUCUAUUUGUUGCUUCAUAUUUCACUAAAACUAGAAAGAAAGAUGAAGACAAACCAAUGAAAGCCAAACACAUGUAAGUAGUGUAGUAGCUGUAUGAUAAACUGUAAUCUUAGCCAGGUCGCCAGUAGAGAAACCUUAGCCACGUCACUUUCACUUGAAGAAAAACUUUAAGCCAGGCCCUCUGUAGGCCUGUAUAGAUAGCUGUGUGUAAAUGUCCGUUAUAUGCCAUAUAUACAUGAAAUGUAGAUACGUUAACUAUUUAUUUUAGUGCUGAUUUGAAUGGGUGAAAUAUGUGAAUGUUUGUUGAUUGUGAUUAUUUGUUAGUGUCCUCAAGGUGAAAGAUCAGUUUCACUUUGACAUCAGAUGAAAUAUACUACAUUUCUGUACAUUCUAAGACAUUGGAAUUCUUCUAGCACAAAUUCACUAAAUUGUUGCCAUUAUACAGGGCUAUUAGUUGACCCUUCUAAAGUCAAAUCACUAUGUCCUUGAAAUUUGAAAAGUCAAAACCUGUUAAAUAGACACAUGCUUCAGAACCCACGAGUCAAAACUCAUUUCGGGAAAUCAAAAACAUACUCUCAAGGGUCUACCAAAAGCCUUAAAUCAUAUAUAAAAGUGGAAAACUUUUGUAUUUUAUCAGUAAAAUCUAACACUUCCUCAUACCCACCUCUACAAUAUCUGGUAUUGGUUAGUGGUUGGGUGAAUAUUGCAAGUUAACCCUUUCACCACUGUAGACCAUAAUGGACUCACCCUGAUAAAUGUAUGGUAGAGUCUACUUAAGUUACCUAGGGGUGAAAGAGUUGAUAAACAUGGUUUUUACUUAUCCCUUAAUGUUCUUUUAAAGGAAUAAGUGAGCAAGGAACAAGGAUGUAAGAUCUGUUAUUAAAACAGUGGAGCAUUUAACGUUUUGCAAGUUGGUUAUGUAAUGCCAAUGUUGUUUUGUAUUUAUUUUCACGAAUUACUGGGUAGUUGUAGGUGUUUAUGUAUAGGAUCUGAGUGAUCACAAAGUAUUGUGAACUGGAGUGCCUAUUACAUAUAUUUGUAAUACAAACUGAUUUAUAUGACGGGACCUGUGAUAUGUAUAUGAAAUUUGUUGUGCAAAAAUCUUUAAAGGUGUAUAUUGUCUCAUUGUUGGCAAUAUUUUAAGAACCGUUCCAGUAUUUUUGGUUAAAUGCACAUCUUGUUUACUUUUAUGUCUUAUAAUUACAAACAAGCGCUUCUAACAUUCUGUAUUUACAAUAUUUCCUUUUUAAAAUUUUAGAAUAAUCACCAGAGAUUUAUGUAAGAACAAGAUGAUUUGUACUUUGUUCAAAAUGAACGGAAUCUCUUAGAAGUGUAUUUUAUAACUCUUUACUUUCCUCUGUGAUGAUGAAUUCUACACAUCAAUGAUCUAAGUUACUUUGCAUUCCUCUACAAAUCUUUAUUGUGAAUUUCUACAUUGUAUAUUAAAUCAAAUUUUAUACACAAAUACAUAAAUAAAACCUAUAUAUUGUACUUCUUGUUUAUUG